AUGGCCUCGGUCAAAUCACUCAAGCCUCUCCCCUCUCUUCCUGAGGGAUGGUCAGCCGAAUCAAAUUUCGUCGUCCAUGCCCCGCUCUCCUCUUCAGUCAACCGAAAACUUGAGCCUGUCGGACCUCACUUCCUCGCUCAUGCCCGAAGAAAGCGUCACUCGCGCACCUUCUCUGAGGAUGAUCGCAUUCAAGCCUCGCAGAAUGUAAAGAAUAUCGAAGACGACGACGGCUCUGAGGUGGAUGAGCCUGAAGACGCAAUGCUUCUCCAGAGAGAUCCAAAGGACUGGAAGAACCAAGAUCACUAUGCCGUCCUCGGUAUCUCAAAAUACCGUUACAAGGCGACGGAUGAGCAGAUCAAGAAGGCCCACCGCAGAAAGGUCCUCAAGCAUCACCCCGACAAGAAGGCUGCUAGUGGUGCUACCGAAGACGACUCAUUCUUCAAGUGUAUCCAGAAAGCCAUGGAGGUUCUUUCUGACCCCGUGAGACGUCGUCAAUUCGAUUCCGUUGAUGAGGGUGCCAACCGCGAGCCACCGUCAAAGAAGGCGAAAGGAAACUUUUAUAAGCUCUGGUCUGCCGUUUUUGAGUCUGAGGCCCGUUUUUCAAAGAAGCAGCCAGUCCCUAAAUUCGGCGACGAAUCCUCAACCAAGGCGGAUGUUGAAGAAUUUUACAACUUCUGGUACAACUUCGACUCAUGGCGUACAUUCGAAUACCUCGACGAGGACGUCCCAGAUGACAACGAGAACCGUGAUCAGAAGCGAUUUGUCGAGCGAAAGAACAAGGCUUCUCGUGCUAAGAGAAAGACAGAGGACACCGCCCGUCUUCGUAAGCUCGUUGACGACGUUCUCGCCCUCGAUACUAGAAUCAAGAAGUUCAAGGACGAGGAGAAGAAGCAGCGCAAUGCCAAGCGCGACGCUCGUGAGGCCGAAGAAAAGCGUGCAGCGGAGGAGAAGCGCAUCAGGGAGGAGGGGGAUAAGAAACGCAAGGAGGAGGAGGAGGCCGCAGCAAAACUCAAGCAAGCCGACUCCAAGAAGGCCAAGGAGGCCGCCAAGACCGCCGUCAAGAAAAACAGGCGUGUACUCAAGGGAGCUGUCAAGGACACAAACUACUUUGUGUCUGGCGACGCUUCUCCCAAGGUCAUUGAUGACCUUCUUUCUGAUGUUGACUUGAUCAUUUCAAAGAUCGAUCCCGAGGACCUGGGCGAAUUUGCCGUACGAUUACAGAAGGAUAAGUCGGUGGAUGCGGUCAAAGCUGCUUACACUGAGCAAGCUGCGGCGAUGGUUAAGAAGGGGCUGUUUAAGGCUGAGGAGUUGAAGGCUUUGACGCCUGCUUAA
Morchella importuna is the source of this 1332-nucleotide messenger RNA. RefSeq lists its product as uncharacterized. Gene Ontology annotation, biological process: 'de novo' cotranslational protein folding; regulation of translational fidelity. Gene Ontology annotation, cellular component: cytosol. The transcript is spliced from 4 exons. The record is from RefSeq and is a predicted model, not a curated record. Lineage: Eukaryota; Fungi; Ascomycota; Pezizomycetes; Pezizales; Morchellaceae. Gene Ontology annotation, molecular function: Hsp70 protein binding; ribosome binding. Bases 1 to 1332 code for a protein of 443 amino acids.